This is a messenger RNA of Pichia kudriavzevii, 2043 nucleotides long. RefSeq lists its product as uncharacterized. Lineage: Eukaryota; Fungi; Ascomycota; Pichiomycetes; Pichiales; Pichiaceae. Gene Ontology annotation, cellular component: mitochondrion; cytoplasm. The record is from RefSeq and is a predicted model, not a curated record. Gene Ontology annotation, biological process: mitochondrial translation; arginyl-tRNA aminoacylation. The coding region runs from base 1 to 2043 and encodes 680 amino acids. The transcript has a single exon. Gene Ontology annotation, molecular function: ATP binding; arginine-tRNA ligase activity.
AUGUUCUACAAAAUUUCGAAAAAGUAUAUUGGCGUUGCAGCAACUUUAACUUCUACAUUAUACAAGAGAAAUUUUACCAAUAGCUUAGCAAAGAAAACAUCUUAUUCAGCCAUAAAUACCAGUAGUAUGGACGCAUUGACUCAGAAUCUAAAGAAACUAGACUUGGUUGCACCACCUUCGAUUGAAGGUUCUUUCCCCGAAUCAAACACUGUUGAUUUAUGUAGAAAUUACAUCACCGAACAACUUUCUCAUUUAGCAGGCGUGGAUAAAUCAAUUAUUUAUCCAGCGCUAGAGUGGUGUCAAGUUUUGGAGAAAGGUGAUUUGUUGUUACCUUUACCAAGAUUGAGACUAAAGGGUAAUUUGGAUGAAUUAGCCGUUGAAUUAGCCGAAAAGUUCCCACUGGGUGGUUAUAUUGAUCGUGUUGUUCCACAGGGUAAAUUCUUGCAGUUUUACUUUAACCCUUCGUUCUUAUUAAAAUAUGUCACCAAAGACGUCUUAACUAGAACUAGUGACUUUGGUUCUGCACCACUUGGUAAAAAUAAGAAAGUUGUGAUUGAGUUUUCAUCUCCAAAUAUUGCGAAACCUUUCCACGCAGGACAUUUAAGAUCCACUAUUAUUGGUGGUUUCUUGGCUAAUCUACACGAAAAGUUGGGCUGGGAUGUUAUCAGAAUGAACUAUCUUGGUGACUGGGGUAAGCAAUUUGGUGUUUUGGCUGUUGGUUUUAAUAAAUACGGAUCUGAGGCCGAGUUAGAAGCAAACCCAAUCCAACAUUUAUUUGACGUUUACGUUAAAAUCAACAAUGAUAUUAAAGCUGAACAAGAAGCGGCUGAAGCAAAAGGCGAAACACUCGAUCCAAUCAAUUCAAUUGAUGGUGAAGCAAGGGCUUUCUUCAAAUCCAUGGAAAAUGGUGAUGAAAAUGCAAUUGCCCUUUGGAAGAAAUUCAGAGAACUGUCCAUUGAAAAAUACAUUGACACAUACGCAAGACUAAACAUUAAAUAUGACGUUUAUUCUGGUGAGUCACAAGUUUCUGCUGAUGUUAUGAAGGACGUAUCAAAAACCUUAUCUGAGAAGGGCAUGAUCACCGAAGAUAGGGGUGCUUUGUUGAUUGAUUUCAAAAGUUUAGGUCAAAAGAAAUUGGGUAAAGUUUUAGUCCAAAAAAGUGACGGUACCUCUUUGUAUAUCACCAGAGACUUGGGUGCUGCUAUUGAAAGAAAGCAAAAGUACAACUUUGAUAAGAUGAUCUACGUCAUCGCAACCCAACAAGAUCUACAUGUCAAGCAAUUUUUCACUGCUCUUGAGAUGAUGGGCAACAAAUGGGCCAAAGAUUUGGUCCAUGUGAAUUUUGGUAUGGUUCUAGGUAUGUCCACUAGAAAGGGUACUGUUGUUUUCCUUGAUGAUAUUUUAGAGGCUGUCAAAGAAAAGAUGCUUGAGAUCAUGAAGACCAAUGAAGAAAAGUUUGCACAGGUUGAAGAUCCAGAAAAAGUGGCAGAUUUGGUUGGUAUCUCUGCCGUGAUGAUUCAAGAUAUGCAAGCAAAGAGAAUCAAUAACUAUGAGUUUGCAUGGGAAAGAAUGUUAUCUUCUGAAGGUGAUACCGGACCUUACUUGCAAUAUGCACAUUCCAGAUUGAGAUCCAUUCAAAGAAACGCAGGUGUUCCCGACGCUGAACUACUUGAUGCAGAUAUGUCUUUAGAGACCUUGUGCGGCUCUAUUGAUAAGUUGAAGGAGCAAAACUUAUCUGAAGAGGACUUUGAGAAGAAAUCCAAAUUAUUAGAAUCUCAGUUGGAGAAGACCAAGGCUCUAAUUAGAAUUAUGGCUUCAUACCCAGACACUUUGAGAUACGCUUCAAAGAACUACGAGCCAUCCACUGUUGUUACCUAUCUUUUCAAAUUAACCCAUCAAUUCUCCUCUACUUACAAAGUCUUACGUGUUCUAGGCGAAGAAAGAGAAAUCAUGAUUGCAAGAUUGGCAUUGUUCUCAGCUGUCAGACAAAUCUUACAUAAUGGUUUGGUGUUAUUGGGUAUCACUCCUGUCGAAAGAAUGUAA